AUAUAAAGAAGAGUCAGUGAAAGGAUCGUUGCCGUGUAAUGGUGAAGUCAUCUCCCAACCACAAAUCUCGCAGCUGAUUGAAGAAAAAUGAUUUGUAACUCUGUUGAUGGAAGACAAAACAAAACGUUGUCGUUUACUUUGUAAAAGUAAACCCACACGAUAACACGUUGAAAGUUGAAACUAUCGAGAUGGGUUUCAACAGAGGUUCACUUACGACGAAGACUUAUACUCGUUCCUGUGUUGGUUUCACGCAGUUUAUGUACGGAAACGCUUUCACUACUCUCGAUGCUUUCUGGUCUUCUCUCUGUAACCUCUUCUUCAUCCUUCUCGCCUCCAUCUUCAGAGUUCAUUCAGACAAAGAGACAAGCUUGGUCGUGGUUAAGACUCACAACAAGAGAUGCGAUUAUUUAUCGGACAAGAGCAUAACUUGUUAUGUAGAAGAGCCUAAAGCUUUCCGCUUUGUUUUUCGUGAUUAUCACUCGCCUGCUGUACAAGAAGAGAUGAAGAUGGUGACUUUCUCUGAUGAGUCCGUUCUUGUGGAGAAACCGUUUGUAGUUGAGAACAAUAACAAGUUGGUGACGUCACUGUCGGAAGGUUGUUUUGUAAAGGAACACGUGAAGGAAGACAUGUUGGUUUAUGAGUUCAUGAGGUCUGGCGUCUUAAAAGGACUAUUAGCUCACGAGAGUUUUGCUGGUGUUGAAGAUAACUUGUUCGAUGAGGAGGGUGAGUUUAUAGAACUCAACCCAAGUUUUCAGAUUCCUUAUCAAGAAGAAGAAGAAGAGUUCAAGAUGGGUUUUGAUGAAGAACAAGAAGCAUAUGAUUUUGAAGAUGAUGAUGAUUCAGAUGAUGAUGAGUAUGAGCAUAGUGAUGUGAUUGAGAAACUGAAAACAGAGAUAAGAACAGCGAGAACAGGAGGGUUGUGCACUAUUCUUGAAGAGGCAGAGACUCCAUUACAAGAGCUGAAACCACUCAAGAUCGAACCGAAACAAGAUCAGUUCAAAGACAUGAUCGGUGAGAUUCACAAGGUUUACAAGAACUACGCUGUUAAAAUGAGAAAGCUCGACGUUAUUGAUUCUCAGACAAUGCAUUCCAUCAGUUUGCUAAAGCUAAAAGAUUCAUCAAAACCAAGCAGAAACAAAGUUAAACCGCCUCAUAAGAAUCUAUGGCCAUUCAAGAAACAUAAGCUUGAACGUGACCCUGUUGAGAGACAAGCGAGCAGAGACUUUGAGACGGUCUACGUAAGCCAACUCUGCCUCUCCUGGGAGAUGCUUCGUUGGCAAUACACAAAACUUUUGGAGUUUGAUUCUCACGUUGCUGCUACUACUACUACUUAUCAAUACAAUUUAGUAGCUGGAGAGUUUCAACUGUUCCAAGUUCUGCUUCAAAGGUUUGUGGAGAACGAACCAUUUCAAAACUCAUCUAGAGUUGAGACUUACUUGAAGAACCGUCGCCAUUUUCAUAACUUCCUUCAGAUUCCACUUGUUAGAGAUGAUCGUUCUUCAAAGAGUAAUAAGAAGUGUAGAAACGAAGGAGAGUUCGCGGUAAAGAUUGAAACGUUAAGAGAGAUUAUCCUAGAAUCAAUGCGUGUUUUCUGGGAGUUUCUUUGUGCGGACAAAGAUGAGUUAAGUUCAGUGAUCAAAGUUUCUCACCAAACACAAGUCUCUCCGCAAGAUCCUCUAGAUCUUGAGCUCUUGACAGAUAUGAGAACCCAUCUCCAAAAGAAGGAGAAGAAGCUAAAAGAGAUACUGAGGAGUCAAUGCUGCAUAGUGAAGAAGUUAAAGAAGAAUGAGUCGAAGAGUAGUAGUGUAAGAGUGAAGGAUGAGUUACUGAUAGCUCAAAUCGAACUGAGAGUUAUUUCAAGAGUGAUGACCAUGUCAAAGCUGACGACAGAGAAGCUGGUUUGGUGUCAGGAGAAACUUAAUAGAAUGAGUUUCAAUGUUCGGAAGAUUCACAUGGAACCAUCUUUCUCCUUGUUACCUUGUUAGAUUUGCCUCUGCUUAGAGAUAUUAGAUGAGAUCCAGGAAGAUGACUUUUUUUUUUAAUUGUCUUUGUUCCUGAGAAAGAAUGUUAAGAAGGUACUGAAUGUUCCGUGGUGUUAUCUUAGUUUUGUUUCUCUCGUGUAUUACUGUUACCAGAGAAUGAAUUUUGAUCUAAGAGAGCAUCACAAAGUAAUGGUUGUUAGUUGUUACAGAAUCCUUACCUUCUUUUAGUUCAGGACAAUGGUAGCUCUACUUGUAUUGAUAGUUCAAGUCCUUUGUUGCAUGAUGUUUAUAUGUUA
This is a messenger RNA of Raphanus sativus (radish), 2278 nucleotides long. RefSeq lists its product as uncharacterized. The transcript is spliced from 5 exons. The record is from RefSeq and is a predicted model, not a curated record. The coding region runs from base 189 to 1985 and encodes 598 amino acids. Lineage: Eukaryota; Viridiplantae; Streptophyta; Magnoliopsida; Brassicales; Brassicaceae.